Molecule: messenger RNA, 1722 nt
Organism: Limulus polyphemus (Atlantic horseshoe crab)
Lineage: Eukaryota; Metazoa; Arthropoda; Merostomata; Xiphosura; Limulidae
Product: phospholipid phosphatase-related protein type 1-like
Exons: 6
Coding region: 205-954 (249 amino acids)
Biological process (GO): phospholipid metabolic process; signal transduction; phospholipid dephosphorylation
Molecular function (GO): phosphatidate phosphatase activity
Source: RefSeq, a predicted model, not a curated record
CUUAAUGUUUAUAAGCUAACGUUUAUUAACAAUAAGAAAAGUAAUUGAUUCAAUGAUAUUUGAUAUAAAAAGGUGGGACAAGUUUGGAGGCGAAUUGACGUGCUAUAGUGUUAAAUCGAAUGAUCAGUACUGGACAGACGAAGAAUUUCUGGACAACGUUUUGUUUAAACAUGUUUAGUGAAGGAUCAGUAAUUUCUGCAUAAAAUGAUAAGAAGCCAAAGAUCCGAGUCCUCAACAAUGCGCGGGGGAUCAUAUACCUCAUCCACCAUCAAUGAUAGAUUCAGGCAAGAAAAUCUCCUCGAACCAAUUUCAGUGGACAGCGAGUCAGCAUCCUCUGAUGAUGAGAAAAAAAACAAAGUAAACAUAUGUCUUAUUCCGGUGUUCAUAUCAGAGACCAUUUUUCUGGGAAGUCUGGCAGUCUUGGCAUACUUUCUCAGGUUUGAGACGGUAUUUCCAGUCCUUGAUCACGGGUUUGUUGUCAACGAUCCUAAGUUUAUGUAUCCAAAGGAGCCAGCCUACGAUAACUCAACAAUUCCAGUUAAUUUCAGUGAAAAGACGUUGUAUGCGCUAUCCCUUGCCAUUCCUUUUGGAUUAAUUUUACUUGGAGAAAUAGGAUAUUUUAUAUUUUCGAGAAGGUCCAGGAAAGUCGUGCGUGUGGGAUGUAAAGGAUGUAAAUUGCACAUGAUCACUCGUAGGCUUCUUCGAUUUACAGGAACUUUUCUAUUCGGACUGCUUUGUACCAGUAUCUUGACGGAUGGCCUUAAGAUGGCCACUGGUCGACCAAGACCAUACUUCUUUGAGGCCUGCAACGUGAGUAAAGACGUGGUGAGCUCCAACUGUCUUUCCUUAAGUUCCUGUAGCGCCUCUGGUGAUCUUAGAGAAGCUAGAUUAAGCUUUCCUUCGUUCUACGCCUCACUUUCAGCUUACACAGGAGUAUUUGUAAUGGUAAGUUGAAAAUAUAAGUGUUUCUAUCUGGACAUUAAUCUCAGAUUGAACACCAAUUGCUAAAAUUAACAACAUAUUUGAACUACGGCACAUUAUAUUAUAAACAUACAAUCAGUUAAAUAAACUUUUUAGCAUCUUCCUUUUAUGGUUUAUAAACUAAGUCUAGACCAUGGUUGCUCCUGGAUAAGAGACUGGAUUGAAAAGGGACUUCUUAUGGCUUGUAAAUGAUCUUUGAGAGAGGAAGGCUGUUUCUGCCAUUGGCAACUUUCACUGUCCCGAAAGGGUUUUACCAGAAGAUUUGAGCCCUGCUCAGGAUACUUUGAGAAAGACAGAGUUUAAAGUAAUGUUGCAGGCUAUGUUUUUGUUAUUUCGAUUUUUUGUUCACUAGAGAGAGAGAGUUUUCCACGACUUACUGAUUGUGUGAGGACUAGAAUUUUCUUGAAAAUUUGAGCCUCGUGUGACCGUUCAUGAAAUAAUGUAACAAUAUACAACAGUGUAUACUGGAGUGAGUGAGUUAGUCUGUUCGCCAGUGAUUCGGGUAGUUCAAUUAGUGUAUUCGUGAGUAAUUCAGUCAUUCAGUUAGUUAUUUAGUGAUUAAACAGUUAGUAAGUGAGUCAGUCAGCGUGUUUGUUAUCGAUGAUUAGGGAUGAAAUUGGACAAGAAAGUGACUUCACCUUCAUUUGCGAGUUAUGCAUACUAUUAAUUUCAGAAUUUCUGUUGAAAUGUUGUUUGUGAAGUUAGGCCCACUACAUGUAACCUGUAGUCUGUAUAAAAUAU